AUGCUCCGGCUGCUCCCGCCGCUCCUGUCCCGCCUGGCCCGCGCACAGCCCCGCGCUCCCGUGCGGCGGCUGCGACGGGGCGGGGGGCCGGCGGUGGCGGGCGGCGGGGAGGAGGAGGAGGAGCGCUUCGUGUUCCUCGAGUACGAGCCGGACCCGGCUGAGGCGGCGGCGGCGCCGCGGCGGGAGCGGGAACCGGAGCCGCAGCCGCAGCGGGAGCGGGAGCCGCGGCGGGAACGGGAGCCGCGGUGGGAACGGGAGCUGGGCAGGGAACGGCGGCUUCGGGGCUCAGCGGCGGGGAUCCCGGGCGUGCCCGACCCGUCGGUGCCACCGAGCGGCGUGAGCUGCUCGGGCUGCGGUGCCGAGCUGCAGUGCGCGGACGGCGGCGCGCCGGGGUUCAUGCCGGCCGAGAAGUAUCUCAGCCUGCUGUCGGAGGGCGCGGCGGGGCUGCGCGGCGCCGUAUGCCAGCGGUGCUGGGCGCUGGCGCACCACGGGCGCGCCCUGCGGCUGCAGCUGCCGCCCGACGAGCACCGGCGGGUGGUGAGCGAGGCGCUGCGCCGGCCGCCCCGCCACGGCCGCGGGCCGCUGCUGCUCUACGUGCUUGACGUGCUGGAGCUGCCCGACCCGGUGCUGCCGCAGGUGCCGGCGCUGCUGGGCCCCGGCGUGCCCGCCUCGGGAGUGCUGGUGGUGGGCAACAAGGUGGACCUGCUGCCCGCGGACGCCCCCGGGCACCUGGGGAGGCUGCGGAAGAGGGUGGCGGAGGCCUGCGCCCGGGCCGGGCUGGCGGGCGCCGCGCUGGUGGAUAUCCGGCUGGUGAGCGCCAAGACGGGCUUCGGCAUGGAGGGGCUGGUCAGCCGGCUGCACCGCUCCUGGAAGUGCGCCGGGGACGUGUACCUGCUGGGCGCCACCAACUCCGGCAAGUCCACGCUCUUCAACACCCUGCUGCGCUCCGACUACUGCAAGUCCCGCGCCCCGGACAUCAUCGACAGGGCCACCGUGUCCCCCUGGCCAGGAACAACACUGAACCUGUUGAAAUUUCCUAUUAUUAAUCCUACAUGUGACAGAAUAUUCCGAAGGCAGGAGAGGCUGAAAGAGGAGGCAAGAAAAACAGAAGAUGAGCUAAGCAGUGAAGAAAAAAAGUACCUUAAUCACCUUAAAAAGCAAGGCUACUUAGUGGGAAGAGUUGGAAGAACAUUUCAACGACCAAAGGCUAGCCCUGUGGUUGACUUUGAUCCUGACAUGCUCUCCUACAGCAUGGAUGAAGAUCCCAAACAUUCCCCUAAGAAGCGUGAGGAAAGGGAGGAGUUCACACACAAUGAAGUGAAGGAUGCUCGCUGGUGUUUCGACACUCCAGGAAUUUUAAAGGAAGAUUGUGUAGGUACUCUGGUGCUGUGUUUCGGGAUGACAGGGUUCGGUAGGACUGUUCUUCUUUAGCUGUGCCUGUGGAAGAGUAUUUAUGCUGCAGUCCUGGGAUUAGGAUUCUUUUGGUUUGGGAAUUGUGUUAAGAUAUGGUUUGCAUUUACUUGGGAAGGUUUCAUGUGGUAACCUUGCACUUCUGAAUUGUGCAUACUGCCAGCUUUGCAAAGAGCUGUAGGACUGUGUCAUCAAUCUUCUGUAAUCUCUGAAUGAGGGGAAGUGAGCAAGAGCACGCUAAGCAAGUUUAUACCAGCAUCAUCCAAUGAAGCUGGCAUUUUUUGAGCUCUUCCAGUCUACUGAAAAAGAUGGAGCUUGAGAUGAUAACCACAGUUGUAUGACUGAACCAAAUCUUAGAGAAAGCAUUCUCCUGAAGCUAACUGGACCUAUAUUGUUCCUGUUAAUGGCUUCAGUAGGUCUGGCUUACAUCAGUGUUUCAGUAGAGCAAUGGCUCUACUGAAGUCAGUGCUGAUAGAGUGCACAUGUCCAAAACAGUUUUGGAUUUUUGAUUGCUUUGGUGCCCAUGCAGUGCUGCAGGUCAUCUUUUGGGGAAGAUUAAAAAGUAUGGGGAGAUGGGAAGGUUCUGAAGAGAACAAAGUGCUAGAACCGUACUGCUUUCAUGAAGACUAGAAAAUGACUGGUUUUUGACUGCUGUGUGCCAGACCAUAAUUUGCUCUACAGUGGCACUUAGCUCUCUGAUAGUCAGCGUAAAGACAUUCAUCAGCUUAGGGAGCUGGUUUAGUAACUUGAGAUUGUAUAUGUUCUUUCCCUCUUCUGGAGUUGAAUAAGCAUG
Messenger RNA from Neopelma chrysocephalum (saffron-crested tyrant-manakin), 2203 nucleotides. It is a transcript of the gene NOA1, whose product is annotated as nitric oxide associated 1. The record is from RefSeq and is a predicted model, not a curated record. The coding region runs from base 1 to 1431 and encodes 476 amino acids. Gene Ontology annotation, molecular function: GTP binding. NCBI's taxonomy places the organism in Eukaryota, Metazoa, Chordata, Aves, Passeriformes, Pipridae. The transcript has 3 exons.